This is a messenger RNA of Galdieria sulphuraria, 1078 nucleotides long. RefSeq lists its product as uncharacterized. NCBI's taxonomy places the organism in Eukaryota, Rhodophyta, Bangiophyceae, Galdieriales, Galdieriaceae. The transcript is spliced from 3 exons. The coding region runs from base 31 to 936 and encodes 301 amino acids. The record is from RefSeq and is a predicted model, not a curated record.
GGAAUCAUCAGAAAUCAAUAUUUCAGCUUUAUGAUUAGAACGCCAUCACACAAAUGGUUUGUUUCACACAAAAAGCAACUUGUGACACUUCGCGUCUGUCUCCCUAAAGUUCCUUUCCAUCUUAUUGACUUGCAAGUAGAACCCACGCAUAUUUCUCUAAACACUUUUCGUUUUUCUAGAAAAUAUCAACUUGAUGUCAAGUUUCCAGAAGAGUGUAAAGUCAAUCCGUAUAGAGCCAAUGCAUUUUCCACAGACAAGGGAUAUAUUUUGGUGAAUGUACCUUUUGCUCAUAAGGAAGAAGAAAGCUCACCCUCACGUAAUAUAGCCGAUGACCUUGCUGAAGAGAAGCAGAUUUGCAAAGGGAGAGAAGAGUCCAGCGAAAUCCAAAAAGAAGAACAAACUCCUUUCCUUAUGGAGAAGUUGCCCUUGUUUCGUUCAGUUUACAAACAAUUUUGUCAAAGGUUGAUGAGAGAUAUUCCAAGUGCAUAUAGAAGAAGAAGAAUAUUGCUUUCGUUUCGUUCUAGCUUUUUCAGUUAUCUAAGAGGAAACUUGUCACUUUGGGAGUUGAAGCAAAUUGUAAAUAGGUUUAGGAAAACUAGCCGAAAGUCUGUUUCUUCGAGACAAUUGAAAUGUGAUGAUGAUAUUCCUCAGAAAGUAUCACAGCCGAAGCCAACAAAGGACAUGUUGUUAAGAGUUGCAGAAGAGGUCGGUUCCAAGGUCGACAAUGUGCAACAAAUGAAAAAUGAGAAAGAAAGAGAACUCUCAAUGUUGUUUCAAAGUCGUCAACAGAAAAAAGAAUUACGAAGAGAAAGAAGACGACUGAAGAGAAAAUUUGCAAAGAAUUUAGCUCAUCAAAGAAUAGUUCAGCCAUCAGAAGUAGUCCAAUUUCAACGUAAAACGAGAGAUCCAGUUGUCCAGUUUUCGGUUCAUACAUAGAUAAGCUAUAUGAGUAGGGACUUCGUUGAUCAUAAGAGAUUAUUUACUAUCAAUAUAUACAUAUAUAAAUUAUAAAGAAGACUAGUUAGGGAUAUCUUCAAAUGCUUGAUUAUAGUACAAUCAGUAGGUGGAUGUUAUGAGA